ACUCGCCGAAACGCAAUGUCCGACGCUGGGAAAAAGAUUUCGCGAAAAGAAGCGAAAAAAGCGAAAGCCAAGGAAAACUAUGAUAAAACUAUCCUUUCCAUGGGAGGAGUCGUCGAAAAUCUUCCAGAAGUAGAAGGCGACCAAGAAGAACAUGGUGGAAUUGGAUCAGGAGCAGAACUUGGAGCCCAUUUCACUGUCUCGCAACUAUCUAAAACUGGAACUCAACUGGCACAGAUGGAAAAUAGUAUGGAUAUCAAAAUUGAAAAUUUUGAUAUUUCGGCACAAGGAAAGCUGUUAUUCGAUAAAGCGAGUCUGACAAUUGUUUACGGAAGAAGAUACGGUUUGGUCGGACCCAAUGGAAUGGGAAAGACUACUCUAUUGAAACAUAUCGGAGCUAGAAAACUUGCAAUUCCUUCACAUAUUGAUUUGCUUUAUUGCGAACAGGAAAUCCAAGUUGAUAGUACAUCGGCUAUUGAUACCGUUGUGAAAUCUGACAAAAAACGAUUGGCGCUUCUAGAAGAAGAAGCUAAACUGAUGUCUGAAAUUGAAGAAGGUAAAACCGAGGCCGCCGAGAGAAUGAAAGAAGUUGCCGAUGAGCUUAGAGACAUUGGAGCAGAUAGUGCGGAGCCAAGAGCUCGGCGAAUUCUGGCUGGUUUGGGAUUUUCAAAAGAAAUGCAAGAAAAACCGUGUACUGAUUUUUCUGGAGGAUGGAGAAUGAGAAUUUCAUUGGCAAGAGCUUUGUUCCUUGAGCCAACACUUUUGAUGCUAGACGAGCCUACAAACCAUCUUGAUCUCAAUGCUGUUAUUUGGCUUGACAACUAUCUUCAAACUUGGAAGAAAACGCUUCUCAUCGUUUCUCACGACCAAGGUUUCCUUGACAGUGUCUGCACCGAUAUUAUUCAUCUCGACAAUCAAAAACUUCACACCUAUCGUGGAAACUACACACUUUUCAAAAAACAAUAUGCACAGGAUAUGCAAGUUCAUGAGAAAAAUUUCGAUCAGCAGCAAAAACAGUUAAAGGCAAUGAAGAAAGAAGGAAAGAGUGCAAAACAGGCUGAAGAGCAGGUUAAACAGCAAAUGGCAAAUAAGGCAAAGAAAGGAGGAAAGAAAAAUGCUGGAAAAGUAAAUGAUGAUGAUGAUGCUGGAGCUCCCGAAUUAUUGCAACGUCGUAAAGAGUACUCGGUCAAGUUCCAGUUUCCAGAAACUACCAAAUUGAAUCCCCCUGUACUCGGACUCCACGAUGUCAAUUUUGGCUAUGGAAAAGACGUUCUCUUCAAAAAACUGAAUUUCGGAGUGGACAUGGACUCACGUAUUGCUAUCGUUGGACCAAAUGGAGUUGGAAAGUCAACACUACUGAAAUUGUUGAUUGGAAAAAUUGAUCCUAAUGAUGGUGAACUAAGAAAGCAUCGAACUCUUCGAAUCGGAUGGUUCGAUCAGCACGCUAAUGAAGCUCUCAAUGGCGAGCAGACACCCGUCGAAUUUUUGUGUACCAAAUUCAACAUUGACUAUCAAGAAGCUCGUAAACAGCUCGGAACUACUGGACUUGCUGCUCAUGCUCACACUGUUAAAAUUAAAGAUCUUUCUGGAGGACAAAAGUCGAGAGUAGCGUUGUGCAACUUGGCUCUUGGAGGUCCUGAUAUUAUCAUUCUUGAUGAACCUACCAAUAAUCUCGAUAUUGAAUCCAUUGAUGCUCUGGCAGAAGCAAUCCGGGAUUUCAAUGGUGGUGUUGUGAUGGUUACUCACGACGAGCGACUGGUUGUUCGAACGGAUUGUAAUCUUUGGGUUGUUGAAAAUCAAGGAAUUGAUGAGAUUGACGGAGACUUUGAGGACUACAAGAAGGAAGUACUUGAUGCACUUGGAGAAGCUCUUGUUAGCAAGAAAUAGUUUUUAAAUUUCAUUUAGUUGUUCUUCGUGAUUUUGUUCCGAUUUUUCGUUAAUUUUUGCAAUGUCUUGCUUCGGUGUCGUUUUUCUUUAUAAUAUCAAGUUCACGUUUAUUUUUAUUGUUGGCAUAAAUAAACACACUUUUAC
Caenorhabditis elegans is the source of this 2028-nucleotide messenger RNA. It is a transcript of the gene abcf-1, whose product is annotated as ABC transporter domain-containing protein. The transcript has 5 exons. The coding region runs from base 16 to 1884 and encodes 622 amino acids. Gene Ontology annotation, molecular function: nucleotide binding; ATP binding; ATP hydrolysis activity. Lineage: Eukaryota; Metazoa; Nematoda; Chromadorea; Rhabditida; Rhabditidae. The record is from RefSeq and is marked reviewed.